Molecule: messenger RNA, 609 nt
Organism: Balearica regulorum gibbericeps (East African grey crowned-crane)
Lineage: Eukaryota; Metazoa; Chordata; Aves; Gruiformes; Gruidae
Source: RefSeq, a predicted model, not a curated record
UCCUCUGGGCCAAGAAGUUUCCCUUCCUGCUGAAGCUGCUCUGCCCGUGUUCCUUUCAACUGUCCGCACUGCAGCACCUUGCUGAGCUCCGGGCAGCCCCUCUGCCCCUUCCUGGGGUCACUGUGGGAGGACCAUGGCAGACACCGGGGAGGGGAAAAAGGAGGAAGCUGAUUAUAAAAGACUUCACAGCUUUCCACUGAUUAGGCACACAGACAUGCCGGAGGAGAUGCGUGUAGAGGCCAUGGAGCUGUGUGUCACGGCAUGUGAGAAAUACGCCACCAACAACGAGAGCGCUGCCAAGAUGAUUAAAGAGAUGAUGGACAAGAAAUUUGGGUCCUCCUGGCACGUGGUGAUUGGGGAAGGCUUUGGCUUUGAGAUCACUCACGAGGUGAAGAAUCUGCUGUACAUGUUCUUUGGUGGCAGCCUGGCCGUGUGUGUCUGGAAGUGCUCCUGACAUCUGGCUGGGUCCCAGACUCGCUGCACACAAGAGAUUUCUUCCUUUUCUUGACAGGUUUUGUACAAUCUGGAGGUGGGGCUUUAUUUUUAAUAGUUAAACGUCAAGACUUUUUUUUUCGUACUGACGUACCAGUUCUGUGGGAUACAUAUAGU